Molecule: messenger RNA, 829 nt
Organism: Formica exsecta
Lineage: Eukaryota; Metazoa; Arthropoda; Insecta; Hymenoptera; Formicidae
Product: mitochondrial fission process protein 1
Exons: 3
Coding region: 79-579 (166 amino acids)
Biological process (GO): mitochondrial fission
Cellular component (GO): mitochondrion
Source: RefSeq, a predicted model, not a curated record
GGUAUUAUCGAGACAAACCGCUGUAGGUUAUGUCAAAUAGUUGGAAUCUUAGAUAGUUGGAAAAUUAGAAAUUCCGGGAUGAUGAAUAAUCGUGAAGAGGUGGACUUGUAUCGGGACACAUAUGUGAGAUAUUUAGGUUAUGCAAAUGAAGUUGGAGAGGCAUUUAGGAGUCUAGUACCAAAAUCUAUUGUGUGGUUUAGUUAUGCACUGUCAAGUGGAUAUGUUCUUGCGGAUACGGUGCACAAGGGUGCAAAAGUCUACCAAACAGAUGCUACUUCACAAAAAACUAAGAAUGUUCUACUUUCCACAUCGGACACUUUGAUAUGGCAGACAUUUGCAUCUAUAAUAGUUCCUGGUCUUACCAUAAAUAGAAUUUGCGCAACGGUUCAGUUUGCACAAAAAAAAAGUACAAGAGUGGCUUUUAAAAAGCCUUGGAUUUCAACACUUAUCGGUUUGAUAUCCAUACCUUUCAUAAUACAUCCAAUAGACCAUGCCGUGGAAGGAGCAAUGGAUGUUACAUACAGGAAGUGGACAGGAUACCAUCCAAAAGCGCCUUUAUGUGGAAUAAAACAUGAAUAACGAAAUGUAGUCAGUUAAAGGUAUAGUAUAUUAUUAACUUGAAAGAGGUCAUGCUUAAAACAAUGUUUUGAUGAAUAUAUUGAAGAAUGUUUCAUUUUUAACACAAGAUAGUUAAAAGGCCUUUAAUAAUGAUGGAUUAUUAAUAAUGAUGGAUAAAUAUAAUUAUAUUUUUCAUAAUUUUUAUUAUCGAAGGAUGAUAUAUAUAUAUGAUAACGAUAACAAAUUUAUCUGAAAAUUCUAUUAAAAUUGA